AUGGAGGGUGCUUGCAAGGAAGGUGACUAUGAGGAGGGUGACUGCGAGGAGGGUGAAUGCGAGGACGGUGACAGUGAGGAGAGUGACUGCGUGGGAGGUGAGAAUGAAAUCAGGCAUACGGGUGCUACUUGCUUGCAUCACAAGGCCCGUGGUAAGAGGCGAAGGUGGCGAGAGGGAGGGGUGGGCGGAGAGAGCAGCACAGGGGAAGGCGGCACAGGGGAAGGCGGCACAGGGGAAGGCGGCACAGGGGAAGGCGGCACAGGGGAAGGCGGCACAGGGGAAGGCGGCACAGGGGAAGGCGGCACAGGGGAAGGCGGCACAGGGGAAGGCGGCACAGGGGAAGGCGGCACAGGGGAAGGCGGCACAGGGGAAGGCGGCACAGGGGAAGGCGGCACAGGGGAAGGCAACGCAGGGGAAGGCGGCACAGGGGAAGGCAGCGCAGGGGAAGGCAGAACAGGGGAAGGCGGAACAGGGGAAGGCGGCACAGGGGAAGGCGGCACAGGGGAAGGCAGUACUGCACUCACGUACAGCAUUCAUCAGAACCGCUUGGAAGCUGCACAAGGGGGAACUCCUUCCGCAUCAGUACCACCAUCCGCCUCCUCCCGUUUCUCCUCCAGAGCAACAUCUCCCCCUGCUGUUCCACACCCAUUCUUCCCAGGGCAACACCCCCGCCCAACCCAACAACCUCAGCCGCCCCAACAACCCCUGUUACCGCCAAGUCAACAACCCCACAGUCGCCCGCACCAUCCGCUGUCUUCCCCUGCCCUUUCCCCCAAGCUUUCCCCCUCCUUUUCCCCCACGGCUGCACCGUCCCCCUCCCCCUCAGGCUCUCUCCCUGCAUCGCCUCUUGACUUCCUCUGCCCGGACAAGUUUUGCCAACCCCGCCUCUCCGCCUUCCUCCCCCCUCCACCCUCUCCUCCUUCCCUUCCUCCGUCCUCUCCUCCUCGCCCUUCCAAUCAGUGCGGUUCCAUCCCUGAUGCAACAUGCAGGCUUUCACUGCCUAGUGCCCUGCCCACUGGUGCUGCAGUCCCUUCUGAUGCAACCCCUGCUGCUGCAGGGUGUGGCGGCUAUGGGGAGGGGAUGGCAGGGCGGGAGAAAGGCCGUGUGACUGUUCUGCAGCCAGGGAUACCGUUCUCUUCCUCCGUGCCUCCACAUCCCCUCUCCCUGCCAUUCGCACACGCGAAUCGGAUCCCCUCCUCCUUCUCUUUCUCUUCCCCUGCCACGUGUGUGCCACGUCAGCAUGGUGCUGCUUCGACGGCGGCUGUCAGUGCAGCAGCAGCAGCGGUUUGUGCAGGCAGCGCAGGAGACAAGGGACCUGUUCCGCAGACCAAUCACUGCUGGGGGAGGCAGAUACCACCUGUACUCGACGUUUGCCUUGUCAACUUCUACCCUGCACGCGCAGAGGAACUGGGCCGGAUAGGGCUGGGAGGGCACCAGGAUCGAGACGACUCGUACAACAUGCCCGUGGUGAGCGUGAGUGUGGGCGAUACUAUGAAGUUCUUCUUCCGGCCACUCCCUCCUCUGCACCGCCGUCGCUCCGGCAUCGCAGUGCAGAUUGACGACCCGGUGGCUGCUGCACGCUCUGCGCUUGGCGACGCUGCACAUAACAGGGAGCGUGUUGUGUCUCUAUCCAGUGGAGACGUGCUGGUGUUUGGAGCUGCUUCGCGCCUUGUGUAUCAUGGAACCAGAGAUCUGGCCCCGGGAACCAGACCACCAAACCUUGUCAUGACUCCAGGCCGGCUCAACUUCACCUUCAGGGUGAAGGACAAAGGAGAGGGUGGUGGGACGGGCCAGCGCGACAAGGGGUAG
This is a messenger RNA of Closterium sp. Yama58-4, 1809 nucleotides long. The record is from the annotation of a GenBank genome assembly. Lineage: Eukaryota; Viridiplantae; Streptophyta; Zygnematophyceae; Desmidiales; Closteriaceae.